CUGACAACACACAAAGUGAUCCCACGUCCCCAUCCACAAGUUUAGAACACUGCUCGGAUGAUCUAGCUCCUUCCCUUGCAUGUAGGAUGGUGCAACAAGGAGAGGGUCCCACUCUAUGAGGGAGGGAUGAUACUAAAAGACCCUGGGGGAUACGUUGUUUUGGCUAGAGGGGUGUAUGUUGAGGAUAUUGAUUAUCCAACCUUAGUAGAGCUUCUGGUCCUUCGGGGAGGCCAUCUAGUGGUGACUGGAUCUUGGGCUCUCGCAUGUUCGUUUUGAAGGAGAUGCUUAGGUGACCAUUGAUAGAUAAGCCUAGCAGACAAACGAGAUAUUUCCUCAGGGUCCAUCAUUGAGGAAUUCCUAUGUUUGUCAGCACUUAGUAAUGGUUUCGUUGCACGAUCUGUAGGUCAAAUUAGCAAUAGGGUAACCCAUUUGGUGGUUAGAAAGUUCUUUGUACCCGACCUCGUGUCGUUCCUUUGAUUUUUGGUCCUGGAUCCAUACCAGGGUGUAAUGUGUUCUAUCUCUAUUUCAAUCAAUAUAUGAUUACCUUUUGUAAAAAAAAAACGGCAUGAUACAUUGAUAUAAAAAUAUCAAGGAUUGAAAAAUCGCAUUAAAGGUUGUGCUGGAAAAGUCAGCGGUAGGGUAUGUGAUGCUGAACUGCGGUUUAACCGUGGUUCAGCCGUUUCAUACUGUUAAAUACCACCUAUUAGUUUCGCUUGCGAAGGAUGUUUUCCUGGUUGAACCACCGGUACAGUGCGAUUUUUCAAUCGUUGAUAAAUAUUGAAAAUCAAGAAUGAUGUAUUUUGUCAGGUUGACAAUUGUAAUCAUGAUAUAUCACAAUUCACAAAUGAAAUGGAAUCAUCCUUGUUUAUAGCAAGUUCAUCUUGAUAGUCUUGGUAUAAGCACCAUCAUGAUUGUAAACAUAACCAAAAUCAAUGAAUAAAAUAAAAGAACUCAAAAAAUAAAAAGACAAUUAAAUGAAAAUUACACUAGAAAAAUAAGAAAUUGGGAUGAAAAUGCACCAUUUUAUGAGCGCAUAAGAUCUCAAGCCCAAUUAAAACCAAAAAUAAGAUAAUUACAAACAAUCGAGUAAAAUUAUUUGAAAGGAAUGAAGAAAAAAAAGUCAUUAACAAUUAAAAGAACUAGUAUGAAAAAGAGGAGAAGUGAGAAAAUUUUACCAUGAUGAAUAGAGACAAUAAUAGCAUGAAUAAGAACAAUUCAUUUUCCCUUUCCCCCGAACUCUCAUUCUUUCUGUUGGUCAUGAAUUUGUUCCACCUCCUCCAUCAAAUUCAUUUUCUCCAAAAUGAUUUGUCUUCUUCUCCUUCUUGUUCGACAAGUAUCUACGACGAAAGCUAUAUGAUCAAGAUUAGUUUUUUUCCUCUCUCGAGAGAGAAACGCAAGAGAAAGUGGUCAAAUACCAAAAAAAAUAUACCUCGCUCUCCCCCCUUUCUCCAUCCCAUUUUCGUUUUUUCUUUCGUGAUUUCUCAAUUCUAAUCUCCGAUUUCUUGAAUUCUCGCUUCUUUCAUCUAUUACUUGAAAAGUAUGGAUGCAAAUUCCGAAUCAGAAGAUCGAAAUUGCAAUGUCCCUAUGAAGAACAUCAAUGUUAGCGUUAGCUCCAAGCAAGAAGGGCAUAACAACAAGCCUAAGCGUCAGAUGAAGACACCUUUCCAAUUAGAAACCUUGGAAAAGGCUUAUGCAGUGGAAACAUACCCAUCAGAGGCAACAAGAACAAAACUUUCUAAAAAACUAGACCUCACAGAUAGGCAACUGCAAAUGUGGUUUUGCCAUAGAAGGCUGAAGGACAGAAAGGAGGACAAAAGAGAUGCCGUCGCGACCAAGAAACCUCGUAAAGAACCAACCUUGCUCAAGAAGUCACCUCUGUUGGAGUUCCCUGUUGAUCAAGAACUCAAUAUUAUAGAUGACAAUGAUCCCGAUCCAGCUGCUGAAAGUGACUAUGAAUCUCAAUGUGGCUCAGGGUUCAACUCAUUUGUUGAUGCUGCAGACACCAGCGAUGUGGCUAAUUUGGAUAAGUACACGUCCAUGUCCAAACCAUACCAUCAAUCAUCGCCAUUGCUCUCUUGCAAGAAGCUCCAAGCAAUUUCCUAUGUUGAAGCACAAUUGGAUGGGCCAUUUAGGGGAGAUGGGCCGGUUUUAGGGUUUGAGUUUGAUCCAUUGCCACCUGAUGCAUUUGGAGUUUCGAUAGGCACCAUGGCAGAACAAUAUGACAGAAAUUCUAACCAAAGAUUUCGAAGGCAUGAGGGAAAGCUAAGAAAAGGGUCGACAAGGUCUCUUCAUGAACAUGGACAACUUGUUCAACCUUCUUACAAUGGCUCGCCGAUUGAUACAAUCAGAGGAAGAAGAAUCUCGAAGUAUCUCGAGACUAAUCUGCAUUAUCCAAGGGCUUUGACUGCUACAAAAUCUCCAUCGAUGUCAUAUACGUCUCCACAAAGUAAAGGAUCAAAUCAUUUUCUUUCCUCACCCAACACAAGUGAUCACAACUACCUUCAACCCCCAGAAUCCGCAUUAUUUAUGAAUGACAGAAGAAAUGAAAAAUCUAAAUGUAACUCAAUUAUUAAGCAAAAAUAUAACAAUGUCUUUCAAGAUGCCAAAGUCUUCCGUGAUGGCGACGAUGAUACACAUACGAGGAAGAAACACAAAGUAAACCGUGUUCAUUUAGAGCCAGAUAAUUCUCUCAAAGCAUGAGAAAGAGAGGUUUUGACAACAUAGGCAACAUAUACAAUGUAAUUUUUACAUAGAUGCAUAGUGAAAAAAAUUUGGCAGUAAGUAUCACAGACCUCCUCGUCAUUCUCGAUCUUUUAUCAUAGAGCUUUUGAAAGUCUGAGAGAUAUCAUUUUCACAUAAAGUGCCAUUUUUUAU
Molecule: messenger RNA, 2874 nt
Organism: Linum trigynum
Lineage: Eukaryota; Viridiplantae; Streptophyta; Magnoliopsida; Malpighiales; Linaceae
Source: the annotation of a GenBank genome assembly